AUGAGCUCUCAGGAUUUAUCGAAAUUAGCCAAAUUGUUAAUCACAGUGACAGAUUUGGACGAAGUGAAACAAAAAGUUCGUCAAUUAUGGAAAGAUGGACAAUUGGAAAGAUCACAAGCUGCAAAGCUAAUACGAAGAUGGAGAAGUUGGCAGUGGCAAAAAAAACAGAAACAGAAUAGGGAAACACUGAUCAACAGUUUGUCAGAAAAGCUGGAUUCUAUGGAGGAACAGGUACUGGACGAUGUUAAACAAUUGAUAAAUGAAUAUGUGAUGUCUGGUAAAAUUACUUACAAAGAUGGAGCAUUCCUCAUUAAAAGAUGGAGAAAGCGUGAAAGUCGUCGAAUAAAGCGGCAAUUAAAAAAGGGAAAUAUGUCGUGUUGUUUUUUUUGCCGGCAAACGGGUCACAAGUUUUCGGAAUGUCCGGAAAAGGAUGGCGAAAUGAUGGGAUCCGGCAUCUGUUUCAAAUGUGGUUCUACUGAACAUACAUCCUCGCAUUGUCAACGUAAAAACAUUCGUGGUUUUCCAUAUGCGACGUGUUUUGUAUGCAGGCAGCAAGGACACCUUUCCAGAGACUGCGAUAAAAAUGCAAAUGGAAUAUAUCCAGAUGGAGGUUCAUGUAAUUUAUGUGGAUCUCAGAAACAUUUAAAAAAAGAUUGUCCGCGUAGGAAAGGAACCGAUGAUAAUAAUCAAAGAGAAGUGCUAGCUGUUGAUAGAAAUAACGCUGUUGGCGGUGAUGAUGAUUGCCUCCAUAUCGAAAGCAAUGCUGUGAUAAGCGGUGCAAAGAGGAAGAAAUUAGAAAGAAAAGUUGUUCACAUAUAA
Acanthocheilonema viteae is the source of this 819-nucleotide messenger RNA. The record is from the annotation of a GenBank genome assembly. Lineage: Eukaryota; Metazoa; Nematoda; Chromadorea; Rhabditida; Onchocercidae.